AAGUGUUCUCGGGUAAAUUAGGUUGGACUUCCCUCUGGCCUUCUUGCACCUUAAAGCACUGAUGUCACUUCAGCAUCGCCCUCAAAGCUGUGGGCUGACCAAUUACCGCUUUAGGAAAAAUGUCAACUCCAUACAGUCCAUUUUACUAUCGCCUUGCGACACCUCCAGCGCAAGCAAUGCCCUUGAUAUUGGAUGGCAGUACACAUAGUCGAACCACUUCUAGCUCCUCAUGCCGUUCAAGUGAUUCAUCUCCUGACUCUGUCCAAACGGCCUUUACGACGCCUGUCAAAUCUCCCAUAAGAAACCAUGGGCCUCCCCUUUUGCCCAAGAUCCGACCACAGGAUCAGGAGCUUGAGCAACCUUGCCCAGCUGUAAAGCGUCAUCGCAAAGCGCUUUCCAGUACCUCCAACCCUCCUGGAUCCAUGAUGAGCCUUGCACGUCCGAGUGUCUCACGUAGCGUCGUCGAUUCGCCAGAUUGUGUGAACCUAUUGUCGCCGGGGGUGGGCAAUCCCAUAUUCAAUGCCCGUACCCCUAAUUCUGCUCUAGAGUCUCCCAUUGCCUUGUCGACAGCCCAAGCUCGCUCCGCAUCCUCUUCGUCUGGUGCCCAUGCUCGCUCCACAUCCGCGUCCAGCCUCGACGGCUUUUUGCUUGGCCGAUAUGGCUUCCCGACUUAUCGACAAUUGCCUGCGUACAUUGCGCCCUUGCCGUUCAGUCUCCCUCCUCAUGCCUCCACUGUACAAGGGAUGCCAGAGUAUAUGCGUGCCGCUGCUACGGCUGUUGCUCCUGUUGCUCCUGUUGCCCCUAGCCAGAGAGUCUCGUACCAGGAAUACUCUCUCCCGACUGAGCUCCAAUACCACCCAGCCGCGAGCACAAUGUCGACCACUACCCUCCUGGACUUUUUGACUGCUCCGAACCCCACUCCUUCGCUGGUGCGCCAAAUUAAUACCCUCAUGCGUGGUGACAAUACCCACUUUUGGUGGGAUAUCCGCAAUCUGCGCUCCUGGGCCGACUUCACUCUCCAAACGAUUGAGAGUAUCCCAGACUUUCCCCAGCUGCUCCGUACCGAAAUUGCCCGUACUGCGCUGCCCACGCCUCGCUAUGAUCCCGGCCAUCUUCAGCCCGAGAAUGAAUCUGUUCUGCACGAUCUAUGCAAUGAUUUCUACGCCACAAAGGUCAACUCUGCGAUAAAGGUUGCCCAAGGCCAGCCACAUGUCUGCAUGCGAGCGGAAAAGCCUCGCGAGGGACGCCGUCAACCCGAAUUUAUUUCGUCGUAUCAGCAUGACCAUCACAAUCAGGACUUUUACUAUGGCGACGGCCGUGGCCGAGUAGUUGGACUGGUCAAAUCGUUUGAUCGCUGGAACACGGGCAUGCGCGUCGACAAGCCCCACCGGCAGGUUGAAUACCUGCAGGGUCUUUCUCACCUGCACCGCCACAUGCGCGAGCACAGCUGCCGCUACGGAUUCAUCGUUACGGAGAUUGAGCUGGUAUGUGUGCGGGCCGGCACGACAAACAAGCCUUACUUUGGAUUCUUAGAGCUCUCGCGGCCCAUUCCCAUUGAGCUCCAUGGUCGUGGCGAACUGACAGCUUGCCUGGCGCUGUGGUAUCUUCACAUGCUCGCCAAGGAAGUUCCCCUCAAUGGCCAGGUUGGCGCGAAAAUGCACGUCGGUCCUCCCGGGGCCCUGACUCGCCAGAACUGUCUAGAAAAAGAUGGCUGGAUACCAGCGCCACAAGUGGGCGAGAAGAGAAUGGCUAAGCGUAUCAGGGGUUGGGUUUUUCCUGAAGAGCCUCUGCAUCGGCGCGAGCAUGGAAUCAAGAAGAGGUGGCACAAGUAGCCGGCGGUGGUUGAUGCAGGGCUGACGAUUAGAGUGCAAGGUGGUCUAUGAUAUCGAUCAUG
Xylona heveae TC161 is the source of this 1894-nucleotide messenger RNA. RefSeq lists its product as hypothetical. The transcript has a single exon. NCBI's taxonomy places the organism in Eukaryota, Fungi, Ascomycota, Xylonomycetes, Xylonales, Xylonaceae. The record is from RefSeq and is a predicted model, not a curated record. Bases 120 to 1832 code for a protein of 570 amino acids.